This is a messenger RNA of Aphidius gifuensis, 732 nucleotides long. Its product is annotated as 60S ribosomal protein L9. The transcript is spliced from 3 exons. Gene Ontology annotation, biological process: cytoplasmic translation. Gene Ontology annotation, cellular component: cytosolic large ribosomal subunit; ribosome. The record is from RefSeq and is a predicted model, not a curated record. Bases 140 to 712 code for a protein of 190 amino acids. Gene Ontology annotation, molecular function: rRNA binding; structural constituent of ribosome. Lineage: Eukaryota; Metazoa; Arthropoda; Insecta; Hymenoptera; Braconidae.
ACCUGUUGUCAGAGAAAAAAAAAUUGCCUCGUCGUCCUCGUGUGGGAUCUCCAAUUCUCCACUGAUCUCCACACUUGGAUAUUUUUUUUUCUCUUUCUUUUUUGGAGCAACUGGGCCUAAAGUUGGAGAGAUCUUCAUCAUGAAGCAAAUUGUUUGUGAACAGACUGUCAAAGUCCCAGAGGGAUUGACUGUUACAGUCAAAUCUCGUUUGGUUACUGUUAAAGGACCUCGAGGUGUCCUCAAGAGAUCCUUCAAGCACUUGGCUCUUGACAUUAAAAUGGUUGGUCCAAGAACCUUGAAAGUCCAAAAAUGGUUUGGAACCAAAAAAGAGUUGGCUGCUGUAAGAACAGUUUGUUCUCACAUUGAAAAUAUGUUAAAGGGAGUCACCAAGGGAUUCCUUUACAAGAUGAGAGCUGUAUAUGCCCAUUUCCCAAUUAAUUGUGUUGCCACUGAAAACAACACAGUUAUUGAAAUUAGAAAUUUCCUUGGAGAGAAGUACAUUCGUCGUGUUAAAAUGUCACCAGGUGUUACUGUAUCAAACUCAACUCAACAAAAGGAAGAGUUAAUUAUUCAAGGUAAUUCACUUGAAGAUGUCUCAAGAUCAGCAGCCCUCAUUCAACAGUCAACAACUGUUAAAAAUAAGGAUAUCAGAAAGUUUUUGGAUGGAUUAUAUGUAUCACAAAAAACAACUGUUGUCCAAGAUGAUGAUUAAUAAACAAAUUUUCAAUAAUA